AUAGAGGAUGGGCUGUGUGCAAUGUAAGGACAAAGAGGCUGCUAAGUUAACCGAGGACCGGGACACCAGCUUGUCUCAGAGCGGAGUGGGUUAUCGUUAUGGCGUCGACCCCACACCACAGCAUUACCCCAGCUUCAGCGCGGUCACUGGGGUCACCGCUAUUCCCAACUACAACAACUUCCAUGGCGCUGGGGUCACGCAGGGUGUGACAGUCUUUGGAGGGAUCAACACAUCCACACAGCAGGGAACGCUCCGCACACGAGGAGGCACAGGUGUAACUCUGUUUGUUGCUCUCUAUGAUUAUGAGGCCCGUACAGAAGACGAUCUCAGUUUCAGUAAAGGCGAGAAGUUUCAAAUCAUCAAUAGCACUGAAGGUGAUUGGUGGGACGCCCGUUCUCUCACUACAGGAGGAACCGGCUACAUUCCCAGCAAUUAUGUCGCCCCUGUGGACUCAAUCCAGGCUGAGGAACCUCUCAGCAGGAUGCAUGACAAACCUCGGCCCACUCUAAAUGAAUCCAGAUACAGUUGCAGUGCCUUCUCUUUGUCUAUCCGGGACUGGGACGAUGUGAAGGGGGACCACGUGAAACAUUAUAAAAUCCGUAAACUGGACAGUGGAGGAUAUUACAUCACCACUAGAGCUCAGUUUGAGACGCUUCAACAGCUGGUCCAGCAUUACACGGAGCGGGCAGCGGGGCUUUGCUGUCGUUUGGUCGUCCCUUGCCACAAAGGGAUGCCAAGGCUCACUGACCUGUCUGUCAAAACCAAAGACGUGUGGGAGAUUCCACGGGAGUCGCUUCAACUCAUUAAGCGCUUAGGCAACGGCCAGUUCGGGGAGGUUUGGAUUGGCACGUGGAAUGGCAACACUAAAGUGGCUGUGAAGACCCUCAAGCCGGGAACCAUGUCUCCAGAGUCCUUCCUGGAGGAAGCGCAGAUCAUGAAGAAAUUACGCCAUGAUAAACUAGUGCAGCUCUACGCUGUCGUUUCUGAGGAGCCCAUCUACAUCGUCACUGAGUACAUGGGAAAAGGAAGUCUUCUAGAUUUCCUGAAGGACGGGGAGGGACGGGCACUCAAGCUGCCCAACAUCGUCGACAUGGCGGCCCAGGUGGCUGCAGGUAUGGCCUACAUCGAGCGAAUGAACUACAUACACAGAGAUUUGCGCUCUGCUAACAUUCUGGUUGGUGAUAACCUGGUGUGUAAGAUCGCUGACUUUGGCCUGGCCAGACUCAUUGAGGACAAUGAGUACACUGCCCGACAGGGGGCAAAAUUCCCUAUUAAGUGGACGGCUCCUGAAGCAGCUCUGUAUGGGAAGUUCACCAUUAAAUCUGAUGUUUGGUCUUUUGGAAUCCUGCUUACGGAGCUGGUCACUAAAGGCAGAGUUCCAUAUCCAGGGAUGAAUAACAGAGAGGUACUGGAACAAGUGGAGCGUGGCUACCGGAUGCCGAGUCCCCAGGACUGCCCGAGCUCUCUUCACGAGCUGAUGGUUCAGUGCUGGAAGAAGGACGCAGAAGAGCGGCCCACCUUCGAGUACCUGCAGGCCUUCCUCGAGGAUUACUUCACCGCAACCGAACCUCAAUAUCAGCCCGGAGACAACCUCUAAACCCAGCCUCCUGGGCCCACCCUGAUCUCAUCCUCCCUGAGCCGUCUCAAGUGGCCUCGACUCCCUCCAGACCGGAGGCAUGUACAGCUUCAUGAGUUCACCUGAGCUCCCCUGCGGCUCCACACGCACUAGUCGCCUGAAGACUGAACCGUUUGCACAGACUUUGAGGGGUGUAAACACGAGCGAGCUGGGGAGGCCAACAGGGGGAAUUGUGGGUAAAGUUGGAAGGGGAGGACGUGGAAAGUUGUGGCCAUAACCAUUAUAAUUAUAUGAAAUGAUGCCUGUAUUCAGUGUAAAUACGAGAUGCUUGUUUAAGGUUUAUUUUUUAGUUUGUUUUCAUUCAGGGUUUUUGUUUUGUUAUCCUCGCUCAUCUUUUUUGUGUUGCUUUGCAAAGAAGCAGUUUUGGUCGCAUUUAGGAACCCGUAGAACGAGUGUUGAAUUUGAGAAUGUUUGUGGUUUGUUCAUUUUCUCCUCCGCUGACGAGAUCAUGUUCCAAAUGGAGGAAUAAAAAUGCAAAGUCUUUAUUAUUCUAGUGGUUUUACCUGCAGAGGAAAUUGGUUUCUCACAAUUUCUUUAAUUUAUUUUUUGAUUGGUUUUACGUUGCUUAAGAUACUAAAUUGAAUUGACAUCCUCUCCAAAUGAUUAGAUGUUAACCUAAUGUAACAAAUAAUUAUUUAACACAUUGUUCAUUUUUGUGUUUCUAGCCAAAUGUUAAAGACUGCCAUACAUCAGCAUAUCUCCACAGAGAAAAUGCAUUGUAGGCUAUUGUCAGAAAAAAAGUUAAUAAAAAAAUUGGACAUUUUUGGGGUACAACAGCAUGUCACUGGGGCAAUACCCUCAGAAGAACAACUUUGUACCUUAUCUACCUCUAAAAAGUGUGUUUUAGUAUCUUAAAGUAGUCAUAUGUACCUUUAAGGUACUACUACUGUUUAGGUCUAAGUAAUGUGCAAAGUUGUCCUGCUGAGGAUACGCUCUUGAAUUUGUUCAUGAUAUUUAAACAUGACAUUAUGGUGCCUUGGAAGCCAGUCUGAAACCAGUUUUCAGAAAUGUGGUUUGUUAAGUCAUUGACUGACUGGGCAGCGAGUAAGCAAAGCAGAUGUCUUUGGUUUCGGACACAGCCUCAUUCAAAUCAGAUCAGGUUCCAACUGGUCCCUAUCCUCAUGUGCCGUUUCUUCUGUUCUCCAUGGAGGACACUUUUAAAAUGUAUUUGCUUCAAUGUAUUUUAAUUCAUCUAGCAUAAAUCUAUAUGGAACUGUUUGGAUUUGGAUCAAGGGGACACUCCAAAAUACCAUUUCCCUCGUUGGUUUGUACAGUGCUCAUCAGAACGUCUUUAAAACCCCUCACCUGCAUUUCAUUUGGUUUAACAGUAUCGUAAGUGUCAGCAAUCACCUCAAAAUUGCCAUUAUAAUUUUUUUUAACAUGCCUUUUUGUUAACAUUUCCCAUUUGGAAAUAAAAAUACAAUAUUUUACACUCUUUACAAGCUUUACUCGUCUUUCUAAUUACCAGUUAAAGCAGCACUAUGUAACUUUUGGUGCUCUAGCGGUUAAUAAACAUAACUGCACACA
This is a messenger RNA of Sinocyclocheilus grahami, 3163 nucleotides long. RefSeq names its product tyrosine-protein kinase fynb-like. Lineage: Eukaryota; Metazoa; Chordata; Actinopteri; Cypriniformes; Cyprinidae. The transcript is spliced from 11 exons. The record is from RefSeq and is a predicted model, not a curated record. Gene Ontology annotation, molecular function: ATP binding; protein binding; protein tyrosine kinase activity. Gene Ontology annotation, biological process: protein phosphorylation. The coding region runs from base 8 to 1597 and encodes 529 amino acids.